GCAGGUGAUGAGAGAGAACGUAGGGGGAAGAUGCCCCUUCACGAAGCAGAGAAUCUCAGCUUCGGCUCCUGUCGCGAUCAUCCCCAGUACACAGCAGACCCCAACAUUAACCCCUUUGCAAUCUGUAACAUGUACCCCUACGCAAUCAUCAACGCAAACCCCAACGCAGCAAUAGUGGACACCUUCCUGAAGCUCUCGCCCGACGACAUCCUGCGAUUUGCCAUCAACCGCUUCGCUUACUCCCGGGACAGGAUCGUCCGUGAGGUGCGCCUGGCAUACCCAAACAUCCUCUUCGACCGGCAGAGCCUGGGCCACGCGAUACAGGCUGUCGUUGGCGAGCGGUGCCUGGCCGCCGGCGACGAGCCGGAGAACUUGCUGUUCAACGUGUACUGCGGGGUGUAUGAGUCAUCUGGGGGCAUCCUGGACUAUGAAGAGGAUGAUGAGACCGUCAGGGAAAACAUGGAUAAAGUGGACCGUCGCCAGAAGGCAGCAGGCUGGGUUCUUGAGGAUAGGCAUGCUCGGCUCCCCUCGCGCUGGCAUGCGCAGACGCAAAGGGGUCGACUCGAGCCUUAGGUCUUGCUUUCUGAGUUGUGGCAUGAAGUAUUAAGCCUUGUUACGUAGACAUAUGCAUACAGAUAGACAGUGGGUAGUUACACGCUCGCUCCCUCUC
This is a messenger RNA of Cryphonectria parasitica EP155, 670 nucleotides long. RefSeq lists its product as uncharacterized. The record is from RefSeq and is a predicted model, not a curated record. Lineage: Eukaryota; Fungi; Ascomycota; Sordariomycetes; Diaporthales; Cryphonectriaceae. The transcript has 2 exons. Bases 130 to 573 code for a protein of 147 amino acids.